AAAAAACAAAAAAAUGUAACUUACAAUAGCAGGACGUUGUUCCUGGCAACAGAUUCAAUAGUUCAGUUCGUUUUUGACAGUCUUCCGAACGAUACAUUCGUUCCCCAAAAUUAACCGGUUUAUUUCUAUCAAUAUUUUUACAUACUAUUAGAUCUCUGUUAUUUGCAAAAUUAUUUUGACAGUUUUAUAUUGACAGCUUGGAUAAACACGAAAAAAAUGGUACGAUUAUUUGCGACUGGAGGACACAAGGACGAAGAGCGACCAAUCAGAAUAAUAUUUGAAUAAAUUUUCAGCGCGAAUGUAUAUCAAUGCACGUUGGUCAGGCAGGCGUUCAAAUGGGCAAUUCCUGUUGGGAAUUGUACUGCUUGGAACAUGGAAUACAGCCCGACGGUACGAUGCCGUCGGACAAGUCGUCCGGAACGAACGAUUGUUUCAAUACAUUUUUCAACGAAACGAGAUCCGGAAAAAUGGUACCUCGAGCGGUGAUGGUCGACCUCGAACCUACGGUGGUCGAUGAAGUUCGAGUCGGUGCUUACAAAUAUCUCUACCAUCCGGAACAAUUGAUAACGGGGAAGGAAGAUGCGGCGAACAACUACGCGCGAGGUCAUUAUUCGAUAGGCCGCGAGGUGAUAGAUUCGGUUAUGGAUCGAGUUCGACGUCUGACCGAUCUGUGCACGGGUCUACAAGGCUUUUUCGUAUUUCACUCUUUCGGUGGUGGCACCGGUUCCGGAUUUACAUCCCUUCUGAUGCAAAAAUUAUCGGAGAAUUAUGGGAAAAAGAGUAAACUCGAGUUUGUCGUUUAUCCUGCUCCGCAGGUAUCCACAGCCGUGGUCGAGCCUUACAACGCAAUAUUGACGACCCACACAACGAUAAGUCAUUCGGACUGUGCGUUCAUGGUCGAUAACGAAGCCAUUUACGAUAUUUGCCGACGUAAACUUGGAAUCGAACGCCCCUCGUACGCGAACUUGAAUCGAUUGAUAAGUCAGGUGGUUUCCUCGAUAACCGCUUCACUGAGAUUCGACGGUGCUCUCAACGUCGAUCUUACGGAAUUCCAAACGAAUCUCGUACCGUAUCCGAGGAUACAUUUCCCAUUGGCAACUUACGCGCCCGUCGUUUCCGCCGACAAAGCUUUUCACGAGGGUAUGUCAGUCGCUGAAAUAACGUCCGAGUGCUUCGAAGCCUCGAACCAAAUGGUCAAGUGCGAUCCACGGGAGGGCAAAUACAUGGCCUGUUGUUUGUUGUAUCGUGGGGACGUUGUCCCCAAAGACGUCAACGCUGCAAUUGCUACUAUGAAAGCCAAAAGUUCCAUACGUUUCGUCGAUUGGUGUCCGACCGGAUUCAAAGUUGGCAUUAACUAUCAACCGCCGACGGUAGUGCCCGGUGGCGACUUGGCCAAAGUACAACGAGCCGUGUCAAUGCUCUCGAAUACCACGGCGAUCGAGGAAGCCUGGGCGAAGUUGAAUCGCAAAUUCGAUCUCAUGUACAACAAAAGGGCAUUUGUCCAUUGGUACGUCGGCGAGGGAAUGGAAGAGGGUGAAUUUUCCGAAGCCCGGGAGGACUUGGCGGCACUGGAACGUGAUUACGAAGAGGUCUCCCUCGAAUCUGCGUCUUCGACGGAUACCCCAUUAGAGUAUUGACGGAAAUUCAUAUUUCAAAGUAUCUUUUCGCCACCUCCUUUUCUUGCGUCGCUUUUACACCAACAUUUCUAUCUCACUUUUCUUUAGUACAUUUAUAUUAUCUUUUUUUCGAUUAUAUAUUUUAUGUGUACCGUUUUUUUUUUAUCUAUAAAAACUGACUUUCGACGUACAAUUAUUUCGGUGGAGCGGUUUUAGUUGGUCUGGGAAAUAUAUAAAAAAACAAUGUUAAAUUUGUAUUUUUUUUCAGUUAGAAGUUACAAACGGGAUGAAAUGAAAAGGGA
Molecule: messenger RNA, 1918 nt
Organism: Venturia canescens
Lineage: Eukaryota; Metazoa; Arthropoda; Insecta; Hymenoptera; Ichneumonidae
Product: tubulin alpha chain-like
Exons: 4
Coding region: 309-1637 (442 amino acids)
Biological process (GO): mitotic cell cycle; microtubule cytoskeleton organization
Cellular component (GO): microtubule; cytoplasm
Molecular function (GO): structural constituent of cytoskeleton; GTP binding
Source: RefSeq, a predicted model, not a curated record